Molecule: messenger RNA, 612 nt
Organism: Rotaria sp. Silwood1
Lineage: Eukaryota; Metazoa; Rotifera; Eurotatoria; Philodinida; Philodinidae
Source: the annotation of a GenBank genome assembly
AUGAAUAUAAAUGACAAUGGAAAACCAUCAAUUCAAUCAUCUGAUAAUUAUAUAAUAAAAUCUAAUGAAUCACGACGUUAUUGUCGAAAUUAUGUUCGUUUUCGAAAAAGUUCAUCACGUUCACGUUCAUACAAUAGUUGGAAAAUUUUCCAUAUACGUUCAUCAAUUGAUUAUCGAAAAAAAUUAAUCUUACUUAUUUUACAAAUAAUUGCUUUAUUUCAUCUAUGUUCUAUUAUAUAUUGUCAUCAGAGACAACUGUCAUUGACUGUGAAAUAUACAAUAAUAACAGUUGUUCUUUUCAAUAUUUUAACAUAUCGUUGUGUUCAAUAUGAUACACAACAAGCAGAACAUGGAGAAUUAUUAUUAGGUGAAAGUUCACUUCUAUUUUUACUUUGGUAUGGAGGAAUUAUUGGCGGAGGACUUGCAUUACUGAUUGAAAAACAUAAACAUCUUCGAAGUCAAGCAUUUACCUAUCGACUAAGAAUAAUUAUUUUAUUCAAUGCUACCUGGCUUUUUAUUGCCUAUGUUUUAUACAUGUGUCGAAAUGAAUUCCUAUUUAUAGAAAUUUCUGGUGCGCUAUUGUCCCUUUUGGAAGCCAUACAUAAGUCGUGA